Camelina sativa (false flax) is the source of this 674-nucleotide messenger RNA. RefSeq lists its product as uncharacterized. Lineage: Eukaryota; Viridiplantae; Streptophyta; Magnoliopsida; Brassicales; Brassicaceae. Gene Ontology annotation, cellular component: ribosome. The record is from RefSeq and is a predicted model, not a curated record. Gene Ontology annotation, molecular function: structural constituent of ribosome; 5S rRNA binding. Gene Ontology annotation, biological process: translation.
UUAAAAAAAUCUCAUUAUCGUCCUCCUCCGUGAGCAAAAAAAACAAGAAGAGAUCUUUUGGAAAUUAACCGAUCGAGAAACCAAAAAUUAACCGGUCGACGUCGUCACAACCGAUGAAUGGGACUCACCGUCACCAUCUUCUUCAACUAGUCUUAUCAUGCCGUAAAAUCACAGCGCAAGUGACUCAACCAGGAUCUUCAACGAUCGUAGCCAUGGCUUCAUCCUCCGAACAAGAGUUCCUAGCCAGAAGCCGUGCUAAUCUCUACCGUUUCCCUCAUUCCAACAAUUUCUGGGACUCAAAGACCGCUUCACGCGUCGGCGAGAAGCUUGGCCUUCGUUUAAGAGAGCUUGGUGUCGACGCUGUCUCCAUUAAUGCAGACGAAGAGAUCUCUCGACCUAUUCAUCAUCGUAAGAGGGUUCUUCCGUUAUUUGAUUCCGUUCGUCGUACCGGUAUCAGAGUCGACGGAACUGAGCAAUUGAAUGAUAUUGGUGUCCCGGUUAUUGUUAUUCCCAGAAAUUAGGGUUACCAAUUUGGGGAUUUUUGUUUUUGUUAGUACAGUUUCUUGUAUUAGUGAGAGAUUUUACAGAAACUAAUUUGAUUCAUUCUCUAUUCAUCUCAAACUCAAAGAUAACAACCUUUUGUCUCCCUUCAAUACGUUUAGAAAUUGGAUUCU